CACAGUGUGGGAAUGAUGGCGUCCGCAGCCGCUCGCAGUUCCUCACGCUGGCUAACUGUCAUCGUGUCCUCUGGGCAGCACCGUGCGGCUUGUGCUUCUGUCUCCGUUUCCUGUGGCUGGCUACGGGGCGUUAGCACGUUCGGAGCCGGGACGCUUUGGACCGAAGGGAGCUCGGCGUGUGGCCGGGCUGGGAGAGGGUUGACAUUGAGGGGGCUACCUGGUUUCAAAGCACCCCAGUGUGCCUUUCACACAAGCACUUGGGCCAACAAUAAGCAGGACUUCUACCAGGUCCUUGGGGUACCUCGCGCGGCAACCCAGAAGGAGAUCAAGAAGGCCUACUAUCAGAUGGCCAAAAAGUACCACCCAGACACAAAUAAAGAUGACCCAAAAGCCAAGGAGAAAUUUGCUCAGUUGGCUGAGGCUUAUGAGGUACUCGGCGACGAAGGAAAGAGGAAGCAGUACGACGCGUACGGCUCCGCAGGCUUCGACGGCGGCCAGGCAGGCUGCGGGCAGCAGUACUGGUCCGGGCAGACGCAAAACGUGAACCCGAAGGAGCUUUUCCGCAAGAUCUUUGGGGAAUUUUCUGAAGGACGUGGAUUUGGAGACUUUAAUGCCAUUUUUGAUCAGCCGCAGGAGUACAUCAUGGAGUUGACGUUCACUCAGGCAGCGAAAGGAGUCAACAAGGAGAUCUCGAUUAACACGGAAGCAGCCUGCCAGCGCUGUGGCGGGAAGGGCCACGAGCCAGGCGCAAAGGUCCAGCACUGCCACCACUGCAACGGCUCCGGCAUGGAGACGGUGAACACCGGCCCGUUCGUGAUGCGCUCCACGUGCCGACGAUGUGGCGGCAAGGGAACGGUCGUUUCCAACCCGUGUCACACCUGCCGCGGGACUGGGCAGACCAAGCAGAGGAAAACCGUCAUGGUCCCCGUGCCCGCGGGAGUGGAGGAUGGCCAGACUGUGCGAAUGCCUGUCGGAAAGAAGGAGAUCUUCAUCACGUUUAGAGUCCAGAAGAGUCCAGUGUUCAGGCGGGACGGCGCCGACAUCCACUCGGACCUUUAUGUCUCCGUGGCUCAAGCCAUCCUGGGCGGCACGGCCAGGGCGCAAGGGCUCUACGAAACGCUCAAUUUAGCUAUCCCAGCUGGCAUCCAGACAGACCAGAGAAUCCACCUGGCGGGGAAAGGAAUCGCCCGCGUCAGUGGCUACGGCUUUGGUGACCACUACGUCCAUAUCAAAAUUAAAGUACCCAAGAAGCUGACAGACCGACAGAGAGCUCUCGUCAUGAGCUACGCUGAGGACGAGGCGGACGUGGAAGGAACGGUUAACGGCGUCACUGCCACCGCCACAGGUGGGGGCAGCAGUGGUAAGCAAUUUAAGAAGGAAGGCGAGUUGAAACAAGAGAGGGGCUUCUUCUCCACACUCAAGCGAUUGUUUAGUUCUUCCUGACAGCCACAAACCAGGUAAGAGGUCUUCAUGGACCUGAGAGGCUCCGUUGCUCAGCGCAAAGGAUAGCCAUGUUGUCGGCAUUCUCGCGUGCAUCCAACAAGGCAAAGGAGAUCCAGUUGCAGCGGACUAAAACGCUUCAUCCAUUUUAGCUCCAAAGACUAUGAAAGACGGCUAAUCGUAGUAGUCUCCACUGCACAGACAUAAAUGAUGUUUGAAGACACAAAUACAUUAAAGGUUUGUCAUUACAAGA
Molecule: messenger RNA, 1693 nt
Organism: Phycodurus eques (leafy seadragon)
Lineage: Eukaryota; Metazoa; Chordata; Actinopteri; Syngnathiformes; Syngnathidae
Gene: dnaja3a
Product: DnaJ heat shock protein family (Hsp40) member A3a
Exons: 12
Coding region: 13-1443 (476 amino acids)
Biological process (GO): protein folding; negative regulation of apoptotic process; response to heat
Cellular component (GO): mitochondrion
Molecular function (GO): heat shock protein binding; protein kinase binding; ATP binding
Source: RefSeq, a predicted model, not a curated record